Molecule: messenger RNA, 4056 nt
Organism: Toxotes jaculatrix (banded archerfish)
Lineage: Eukaryota; Metazoa; Chordata; Actinopteri; Toxotidae
Product: enhancer of mRNA-decapping protein 3-like
Exons: 7
Coding region: 87-1517 (476 amino acids)
Biological process (GO): P-body assembly; deadenylation-independent decapping of nuclear-transcribed mRNA
Cellular component (GO): P-body
Molecular function (GO): mRNA binding
Source: RefSeq, a predicted model, not a curated record
CGGAAAACGACACAAACAACAGCUGGAGCUUUGGCUUUCCUUGACAUCUCGCUGCAGAUUUAUCGACAAGGAUCACAGGGAGCAGAAUGGCCUCGGACUGGUUGGGUAGCGUUGUGUCUAUAAACUGUGGACUGACAUUGGGAGUUUAUCAGGGAGAGGUGUCAUCUGUUGAUCAUGCCAGCCAGACCAUUUCACUGAGACAGCCUUAUCACAAUGGCGUAAAGUGUCCUGUUUCAGAGGUCACGUUCAGUGCCAUGGAUAUCAAGGAGUUGAAGUUCCUAGAUAUCCAGAAUACAGUCAAGAAGCCCAGUUCUCGUGAAGGAGCUGCAAAAGAACCCAGCUUCACAUCAGCAUGGCGCCAGGGCCAGAGUAACAGAACCACUCACCGUCAUAUAACAAGCAGCAGCUCUCAUUCCGGCACUACACCAAUCACAAUCCUUCGCAGAGCCCCUACAGGUUCAUCUAACAGUAGAGGGGUGACACAGGCCACACCAAAGAAAAGCAGCGUAAGGAAUGGAGGCACUGGAGGGCCAAUGAGGUCAAAGGAUGACGAGUGCUUCCGAGAUGGUACCGAUGAGGACCUGGAUACUGACUUUGACUUCGAGGGAAAUUUGGCUCUGUUUGACAAAGCCGCCGUCUUCUCCCAGAUUGAUGGGACCAGCAGCCACAGUAGCAGGGCACAGCAUCACAGCACACAGGCGGAACAGAAGCCGCUGUCCUAUCGCCACGAUGAGAAUAUUCUGGAGGGGAAGCCUGUCAUAUACCGACAGAUUACAGUGCCCCAGCAUGGGGGGAAAGAGUACUGUACAGACUCAGGCCUGGUUGUUCCCAGCGUGCCCUAUGAACUCCAUAAGCGUCUGCUAGCAACGGCAGAGCACUGGGGCCUGUCUCUGGAGCGCAGGCUGGAGACGAUAGGUGUUUGUUCCAGUCAGAUGGCUCUAACACUGCUUGGUGGACCAAACAGACUCACCCCAAAAAACAUCCACCAGAGGCCCACUGUGGUUCUCCUGUGUGGGCCCCACCUCCAGGGAGCCCAGGGCAUCAGCUGCGGCAGACAUUUGACCAACCACGAAGUGGAGGUCAUCCUUUUUCUGCCCAAUUUUGUUAAGAUGCAUGAAUCAGUCACCCGUGAGGUCAGCCUCUACAGCAGGACCAAUGGCAAGCAAGUGGCCAGCAUCAAAGACCUUCCUGCGAGCCCAGUUGAUCUGCUCAUCAACUGCCUGGACUGCCAUGAGAACCCACUGCUGAGAGAACAGCCCUGGUACCAAUCAGCCGCUGACUGGGCCAACCAGAACCGGGCUCCAGUCCUCAGUCUCGAUCCUCCAGUCAGCACGCAGCGUCAGACUGUUGAGGCGAAGUGGACUCUCUCUUUAGGACUUCCACUACCUUUAGCUGAGUCAGAGAGCAGGGUCUACCUCUGUGAUAUUGGCAUCCCUAAGCUGGUGUUCCAGGAGGUUGGAAUCGGCUACCACUCACCCUUUGGAUGUAAAUUUGUCAUUCCUCUGCACCCAGUAUAACAUAUCAUCCACUCAUUUCACAUUACACUUAGGUGCAAGUGCACAAUGGGAAGACAAUGCCUGCUUUUCCACAAUGAGUGUAAAGUACUAUUGCACCCAUUUAUGUGGCAACAAUAGGACCAAAACAAUAUUCUGUUAAAAAUUUUAUACAACUUUAUGACAUGUUUGUGAGCAUCAUCUGAAAGACUGAUCUAUGCAUGUGCUGUAGGUUUUGUCUUCGUAUCCUCUGGAAACUCUCAGGGGUUACCGCAUGUUGCGUGCGGCACCUCUUGUUUUUGAGAGGGAAAGGUUUCCUGUUCUUUGGUGUGUUUUGAUAAGGGCUCUGUGACUAUGUGAAUAUGUUUACAAAAUGCUGACCACUGUGAGUCUAUCUGUGACCUCUGCCCCUGUGACCAGUCAGAGCAGCAGAGACUCAGUUCCUGUUUCCUCCUUUAGAUUGCAUGUGGAGUCUGGUCCUGACCCGAUGAACUGGAGGACAGCUCAGACUAUUUUCUUUUCUUUCUUUUUUCUUUCUUUUUCUUUUUCUUUUUUUUUUUACAAACACAAAUGGGUGCGUGUUUUGUCUGGUAAUGGUUGUAGCAUGUUUAAAUGAAAAGAUGGCAUUAUACAGAAUUUAUUUUUGUAUGUAUUUUUAAAUACACCUCUGGCAUAAUGUAUGAAAAUUGAAAUGUGAGCGGUGAUUGAUACGUUUGUGGCUAAAGGUAGAAGGAGAUGACUUAUACAGCUCUUGUUACAUGCGCGCUCAGUUCAGCUCUUUGAGUGAUUAUGCAGAAGGUUUGAAGUUGAAAACCUUUGUGGUAUUUCUGUUACGGGUGAUUGAAAAUUGGAAAUCAGCACUUUCUGAGAAAAUGGACCACAGCCUUUGUGCAGUCAUCAAGGGCUAAUCACCCAAGGAGGUCCUUGGCCUGGUUUGACCUGAUGUGGCACCCUCAGACUGCUACUUGUUCUCCAAGAAGGAGAAAUAGCUCCGUGGCCGCCAUUUUGACAGUGAUGCUGACAUCAUCACUGCUGUGGACCACUUUCCAGAGGUCCCAGAUGGCAACUUCUACAAAGAAGAGACUAAGUGUGUAAAUGUAGGAGGGGACUAGGUUGUAAAAUAAAUUGCUAGGUCUACUAAAAAUGACUCCUUCUACCUUCACAAAUUUAGCAAUCCUCCUUCAGACUUCAUAUUUGCAUUUACAGUUCAUUUGAUUGCACUCUUUCUGCACUGUUGGUUUUUUUGAAUUCAUAACCACUGACACUGAAAAAGAGAAGUGGUAGCAGACACCCCAGAGGAUUCAUUUUCUGUAUUUCUGAAGUCCUGCAGACUACACAGGAAUUUGAAGCACACAUUCCAAAGACAAAAAAAAAUUGUGGACCAGGGAUUAUAACAGGGUAAGUGCAGUGAAACCUGAUUAUUAAACAUUUGGAUACAUCAGAUUCAGCCACAUACAUCAGAUUCAGUGACUUUGCCACUCCAAACAACUUCCUGCUGUUUGGUCAGCAUUGUGUUACAACUUUGGAUCAACAAAAUGUCAAAGUUAUAUAAAACAGCCUUAUUUUUACUGGCAGCUAUGCACUUAUAAUCACUGGGAGAUAAUGGAGAUCGGGCUUUUCAAAAGCUGUUCAGCCCUUGACCCAUGAACUUCUUUUCCAACCACUACUUCCAGCAAAAAAGUGAAAGUAACAAAAUUGUGGUCACAAGUUAUAAGUGACAGCUUUAAUAGGCUUUACAGGGUUCGCACUUAACUAAUGUCUACAUUUACUUCAUUCUUUAAUGUAUUUUAGCAAACAGCAAUCUUUGGACACAUUUCUUUUAACGCUCUGUUUGCUAAUGUGUGCUUGAAGGGUGAUCAGUUUUGGUAAACUCAAAGGCAAUGGCUGUUCUGCCAAAAAUUGUGAGAAGGAAUCAAGGACUUUGUGGCAAGACAACAACUGCUCAAGAAAUGUGAGAGCUCGCUCAAAACCAGAAACUGCCCAAAACCAUGUGUGAAGAGUUGGUGGGGAGAAGUUGAAUGGAUUAAACUUAAUACACUGGUGCUUCUUUAAAGUUUGAAUUAACUGUUCUGAAUAUUAAUGCAAAUCACAUAUUUAAAAUUUGCCUGAGAGCCUGCACUUCAGAUAAAACAGUCCAAAAGACUGCAGCCUCUUUUCCUGUGCUUACUCAUAACCAGUGCAGCAAGGACUAAAAAAAAAAACUUUUAUAUUUGAUUAUGACUUUGAAUAACUAAUCACGUUUUAAAAAUACCAUGCAGGUUUGAUUAUAGCUGAGGUUUUGGCUAAUUUUAUUGCCAACCUUUUUGGUUGUUGCUGGAAAACCUGCUAAUGUAAGCGCAAAGCACCAGCUUUAUAAGCUUGUUUAAAGAUAGCUAAUGGAAAAGGUGAUCUAAAACCUAUUUUUAAGUGUAUCUUUAGGUGUACAGUAUAUGUGCAAAGUAUUUAAAGCUGCAAAAAAUAUCUCAUUGAUAAACAUUCAGCCUGGAUCUUCUGUCAAAAUGCAGAUGCUCAGGUGACAGUGGGUGCUCCUUUAUAUGCAAAUGAAAUAAAAAAAGAAAAAGUC